UUUGGAUGGUGAAGUGGCUCAACGGUUACGUUCUGCGAAUGCACGAUACCAGUUAGGGAUGAAGUAUCGCAGGAGGUUCCGGUGAAGGACCGAAGCACGGAGGCUAGGUUGGGGCUGGAUUCGUAGAGAACGAAUGACACAGUGUUUACAGGAACGGUGACGCACUGUUUGUGGAUGAGGGGCACGUUUCAGCUGUAAGAAUGAUUGGCUUAAAUGAGAAGUUCCACAUGAAUUAGAACGCGUACAUUGCACUCCUUUGUAUACUAGAAAGCCUUUAUUUUUUGACCCUGGAACUCCUUUGUUUCGCUACUCGACAUGAUUCUAAUUUAUAAAAAUAGACCUUGAACCUAGGAACCCCUAUGUCUACCCUAAUCAAGGAUUAAGCCAAUACUCUGUAGGUCGUAGGACAGUGUGAUACUAAUGCUAAAAGUUACUGAGCCUAAAAGCUUCUCAAAAUAAAAUCUCACGAUAGUAAGAAGAUUCGGAGAGGACACGAGAGAAAAUCGUUAAUUUAUCCUUCGUCGCGGGUCCAAAACAUUCUCCGUGAAAAAUAGUUGCCUUGGCUCGAUACCAAAGAAUCGCGAAUACUCGAUACGCCAAAUACCGGCUAGUUUCCAAAGACGAAUUAAUAAGCCUAAAACGAAUCCCAACGAUCCUCUGCAACCCUGAAAAUCCUCUACGGUUCUCGACUUUCCAAUCGUCUAAUUAUCGGCAUUCGACAAUGAAAGGAUGGAAACGAUCGUUUUUCCAUGAAACUACGUACACAGUUUCAUCAUCAGAAAUAAAGAAACGACCAGGAACUACGCGGGUGUUUGAUCGUCGCGUCGUCGAUGCUCCGACGUCCUUUUUCGAUCUACGUCUGCGCGUCUCGGCCGGGUCUAUAAAAGCGACGCAGGGCGUCGCGACGGCUCCAGACGCGACAUGCGCGCACUGCUGAAAAUGUGACAUCGAACGACGUAGCCGUUCCGUGUUUUAGUUACCCGUUGUUAACAGUUUCCUUGGACUUCUGCGAGAACUUUAAGGAAUUCUAAACGAUUUCCCGUCGUUUACCGUAUUCGCGUAAAUUGCUUUGGUACUCGUGUCAUUCGUGUUUCCGAUCGUAGCACGUUGUCGCUGCGAAAAUGUAAUUGUGAGACCGUAUCGGGGAACAGACGAUCAUACGUGAAAGAACAAUUGAAAGUUCACCGGGAUCGUAUUUAGUGUGUUGUACGAUCCAUGCGUUAAUUCGUCCGUAGCGACGCUUUUCCUAUCGUCCCAAAGGAUUUUACCAUCGUGAUGAAACUUCACGAGAAGAAGGAGUCCGGUAUACACAAAGUGCAGGAGGUACCUCUGGAGGAGGUGGAAUUGUCCAAAGAGUACGAGGUGGAGAAGACUCUAGGCGAGGGGAGUUUCGCCAAAGUUUUGUUAGCGACGCACCGAGCGACGCGAACUCGGAUAGUGUUAAAAGCCGUCCACCAAGAACUGACCACGGAAAAGGACUUUUUCCGCGAGUUCCACUACUCGUACCACCUGAGCCCUCACCCGAACGUUCUGUGUUCGUACGCGGUCGCGUUCAAGUCCGAAAAGUGUUUCGUUUUUGCCCAAGAGUACGCGCCGCACGGCGACCUCGCCGGGAACGUGAGAGCAGGAGGUCUCAGCGAGGAGGCUUGCAAGAGGAUCGCGGGUCAGCUGGGCUCCGCUCUCGAUUUCAUCCACUCCAAGCAACUGGCUCAUCGCGACAUCAAGCUCGAGAACGUGUUGGUGUUCGCCUCCGACAUGUCCAAAAUCAAGCUGUGCGAUUUCGGUUGCACGAGGCGGGAGGGGACACUCGUGAACAAGAUCCGUUGCACCUGGCUGUCGUUUCAACCUCCGGAGAUCUACGAGAUCGUAAAGAACGAGAGGUACGCGUGCAAGAGGAGCGCCGAUUGCUGGCAAUUCGGCAUCGUGUUGUUCGUGUGCCUGACAGGAAACCCGCCCUGGCAGAGCGCCGAUCUCAUCCAGGAUCCCGAGUACUCGGCCUUCCAACGAUGGCUGAAACGUCGCACCACCAAGAUACCGCCGACCUUCAGACGAUUCACGCCGAGGUUGCUGCGUUACUUUAGGCGAGUGUUCGAGCACAAACCCGAGAAGAGGCCGCACGUCACGGAGAUCAACAAGUAUCUGAAGGACUCGUGGUGCGUCAACAAAAUCAGUCACAGCGCUACCUCGACGUCGGUCGACGCCAGCGAGACGAUCGCGAGGCGGGGCGACAGUUUGCUCUACCUCGACACGGUGCUCGACGAUCACAGAAACGUCGACGAGAACAAGAACAAACUGAGGAAGCUUCUGAACAGUUACGGCCUCGAGACGACGAUCGAUCAGAAAGUGGUCACCAAGAGGAUCUGGGAGUGGGUGAUGCAGUGCGAUUCGAACAUCGGCGAGCCAGCUUUGGUCGGUAGCCUCGGGACGGAGGGCAUGUGAGAGAUAGUCAGAGCCACCAGCGAACCCUGCCUCAGAAGCGAUCGCCGGGAACGAAAGCAUAGCUUCGCCGGCUUCGGCGCCGUUCACGACGGAUACAAUACGUCCUUCUCCCUUUUGCAACGUGCCAAACAGUCCGUCGAAACGACCGCGACGGACUCGACUUUCUCACCCUUUCAUUAGUGGCUACUUGCCGUGUUUCGUCGCUUCCGCGUCACCGCGUUCAAUUAUUCCCCCCAAACUCGAUACGCCACCGACGCGGAACGCGAAAACGUGUGAUAAUCCCACCCUCUCUCAGUCUUCUUCGCCCUUUUCAUUUCCUUCCAUUUCCGACCCCACUCCUCCUAAUUCUCCGUCUCCCUCUCUCAACUUCCUCUACAAGCGGACCAAUUAUCUAUCGACGGACGCAUCGCAGAUAUUGUAUAUGCGUACGAACCUACGUAUACACUGGUAUAUACAUAUGUGUAUACACAGGUUGUUCAACUGUAGCUGGGCAUUCUUCCAGGAAGCGAGUUCGUUUUUCUUAGAUUCUCUAUUCCCUGUUCAGUCCCUACUCUAUUCCCUAUUCGUCCCUAAUUACCCGUCUUCGUUAUUUAAAUACGAUCAUUUCGGCCAAUAAUAUGCUACAAUGAAGAAUGCGCAUACGUAGAGGCGUGACGAUCCCACGUAUUCUAUACUGAAGAGACGUUCCGUGGUCCACAUCAUAUUUCUUCACCUUCGCCCCUAAAAUAAAUAUUUGGUUAGCAAUGAAAACGUGAUCGAAGAGUUGUAAAAACGUGCGUAUCCCCAAAAUGAAUUUUUCUAGAAAUAUUUCCACAGUACCUUCCUCCUUCAUUCUUCUUAACAUUCAUCUCGUCGUGGCCCGCAGAGUCGCCUCCUAAAAGAAUGCCCAUCUACAGUCUGACAUUUACGUAUAUGUAUAUAAAGUGUUUAAUACCUACAGGUUAUAAUAUAUGUAUAUAUUAAUGUACAGAUGCGUACGACCGUCUUUCGUACACUUCCUUUUCACGAAACAACUUCGAGGCGAGAAUUGCCCAAUAGGCUACCGCGUACAAAGCAACCAAAGUGUGAAUCCGCGCGACAAGGCGAUUCCUCUUCCUGUAACGAAUACGAAACGAAUGUGAUAAAGCAAAACAAACUCGUUAAGACUGCGGCGAACGCGAAUGUAACUGCGAUCGGUGUUUUCGGUGUCGACUAUAGAGACAAUAAUGACUGCGGAUUUCCUAGUAAUUUAUUACGUUACCAUAAUUACAUAGACUAGAGAACGUGAACCGGUAUAGAUAGAAGUGUACCUGGCGAGGCCUUGCGUGAUAAUCGAGAGUAUCGUACCAUCGAGAACGUAGGAAGAACGCGAUAGCAGAGAACGCGAAGUGAAACGUUCGAAUGUGCGCGAAAACAGGACGAAGACGCCAAUUGGCGUAACAUUCGAAACGGACUAAACGAUAUUUAAUGUUAUUAAGCGAUAUAGAGUACGCAUACGCAUAGCGCGCAUAUAUUCUUCUAGCAAUUUAUUAGUAGAUGGAGCGAACAGAAGAAGAUCGGUGGAGUACUGUUGUCGCGCGAGGAGAAUGCAACUGGCCACGCCCCCAGGGCCAACCAAUCGUAUUCAGCGAGACGUUAGUGUCGCGUUUACUUACAAUUAGACUUAGACUACGAACACUUGGCGUGCGAGCAACGUACUUUUACGUUUUUCGCAGUCUGUCACUGGAGCGCGGGUCACAUAAAAAUACGUAUUUAGUAGAUUUUUGGCCGCUGCACGCGUAAGUCAGCGGCGAAGUGUACCCGCAUGCCAAGUGUGAAAAGCGUUGUCUAUCGGAAGACGCAUUUUCUUGCAUCGCAGACGCUCAAUUGUUUAUAAAACUAAACUCUGUAGUAUGUUCAUCCUACAGGCGGAGUCUAUCGUACUCUACUCGCGUGACGACAGUACAUACUUGCUGGAGCUAUCUUACCACCGAAGUACACAUGUGCUUUCGCGGUACGUGGCUCUCAAAGCCGCUGAAAAUUAGAGAUGGGCAAAUCAUCUACCUAAAUACGAAUCUCGAAAAAUACACAACCUUUUGUCGCUGUACAGUGUUUGUAUUCGUUUACUAUUUAAAUAAGAUAUUGCCCAUCUCUACGGAAAACACGAUAGUAAGAAAAGAAACGCACCACCGAACGGAAGAAAUGUGCAGCGAAGACGGCGCGUCAGGCCUCCGUUAACGCUAAGCAAUGUUUUCUAUAUAAACAUUACCAAAAUAAACGUUGCAAUUACAUAGAA
Messenger RNA from Hylaeus anthracinus, 4693 nucleotides. RefSeq names its product serine/threonine-protein kinase meng-po (gene meng). The coding region runs from base 1276 to 2439 and encodes 387 amino acids. The record is from RefSeq and is a predicted model, not a curated record. The transcript has 2 exons. NCBI's taxonomy places the organism in Eukaryota, Metazoa, Arthropoda, Insecta, Hymenoptera, Colletidae. Gene Ontology annotation, biological process: peptidyl-serine phosphorylation; peptidyl-threonine phosphorylation. Gene Ontology annotation, molecular function: protein serine/threonine kinase activity; ATP binding.